AUGACGGCCAUCGUCAAGUACACGCCGAUCUAUGGAUCAAAGACGGAGGGUCCCUUCUGUUCGCUGCUCGAAAUCGACGAGUACCGAAUUCUGCUCGAUUGCGGCUGGGACGACAAAUUCGACAUCGAGGCUCUCGAGAAUGUGAAGGCCUACAUCCCCAAGAUUGACGCCGUGCUGCUGUCCCACCCUGAUCUUCUGCAUCUGAAGGAUGAGGACUUUGACGUGUGGAACCUGGACGACGUCGAUGCCGCCUUCAACGAGGAGCGCUUCGAGCAGCUCAAGUACUCGCAGCAUGUGCGCCUGACCGGCCGUGGUGCCGGCAUCGAACUCACCCCGUAUGUCGGUGGCCACAUGAUCGGUGGCACGGUGUGGAAGAUCACGAAGGAGACCGAGGAGAUCCUGUACGCCGUCGACUACAACCACAAGAAGGAGCGCCACCUCAACCCGACGGUGCUCGAGACGCUCAACCGGCCCACGCUGCUCAUCACCGACGCGUUCAAUGGGCUCUCCACGCAGAGCUCACGUCGCUCCCGCGAUAUGGACCUACUCGACACCACGAUGAAGACCCUUAAGGGCGACGGUAAUGUUCUGCUCCCAACCGACACGGCCGGCCGAGUGCUGGAACUGCUUCUCACCUUUGACCAGCACUGGGCGUACUAUCGCUUGAGCCAGUACGGCCUCGUGCUGCUGGAGAAGCAGGCCUACAACACGAUCGAAUUUGCUAAGAGUCAGCUCGAGUGGAUGUCCACCGCCGUGCAGAAGAGCUUCGAUCUCGAUCGUGUCAACCCCUUUGAAUUCAAAUUCGUGCGAUUGUGCCACAGCGUGGAGGAAUUGGAAGCGCUUCCGAAACCUCUGGUCGUGCUGGCCACCACCGCCUCCCUGGAAUGGGGAUUCGCGCGCGAUCUGUUUGUCGAGUGGUCGUCCAACCCACGACACGCGGUGAUAUUCACUGACCGACCGCAGCCCGGCACGCUGGGCCAUCUGGUCCUCACCCAACAACCGCCGGCGCUCGGGCUCGAGUUGCAUCGGCGAGUGCCACUGGAGGGAGCGGAGCUGCGCGAAUGGAGGCAAAAGCAGCAGGAGGAGAAGGCGCGAAAACUGCUCGAGGAACAGCAGAAGGUCCACGGGGACUUAUGCGGCGCGUCGCUCAAACACCUGCAGGAGGAGGAGAAGCGAAAGAACGAAGCAGAGGAGAUCGACGAAGAGGAAGACGACGUGUCCCUCCUGUUCCACACAACCGCCCAUUCCUUCAAUCCCUUCAAGGAGAACUGCGACUGGUUUGCGCCCAAGAAUAGUGGCAACUACUACGAGCCACAAGUGUGCCCGCUUUUCCCGCACGAGGACGUGAGGCAGAAGUUCGACGACUACGGACAGAUGAUCGACCUGCAGCACUUCCUUCAUCCACCAAGCCAGCGCGAUUUCCCUCUGACGGCCGACUCGCUGAACGCCCGCGGCGAAGGAGGUGACAAGAUGGAAACCGAGGGCGGCGAGGGACAAGCGGCGGCGGAGGAGGAGGCUGUACCGACCAAGUGCAUAACGGUGGAGAGGAAGGUGGAGGUCAAGUGCACGAUCAAGUACAUCGAUUUUGAGGGCCGGUCUGACGGGCGCUCCAUCAAGACCAUCCUGGCCCACGUCGCCCCGCGAAAGAUGGUGCUGUUCCACGUGGAGCACUUGAAGGAGUACUGCGCCGACACGCGAACAGUGUGCAACAGCGUCUACACGCCGGACGACAACGAGACCUUGGAUCUCACCUCCGACACCAACAUCUACCGAGUCAAGGUCAAGGAGGCGCUCCUCAAGUCGCUGGAGGAGGAGUUCAUGAAGGUGGGUGACCGAGAGGUGGCCUACGUCAACGGCGUGCUCAACCCCACAGGCUUUGCGCCGCGCCGCGGUGAGGGCAUGGAGCUCGAGCUCGAGCAGGCCCCCGAGGAGAUCAUCCCGCCCCACGACCCGGUCUUCGUGGGCGAAGUGCGCCUCUCCGACUUCAAGGACAUCCUCACACAGCACGGCUUCCGGACUGAAUUCGCGGCUGGUGUGUUGAUUUGCAACGGUGUGGUCAUGCUCAAGAAGGAAACGGAAGGGCUCAGCGGGAGGAGCAAGAUCAGCGUGAACGGUGAGGGCAUGGAGCUCGAGCUCGAGCAGGCCCCCGAGGAGAUCAUCCCGCCCCACGACCCGGUCUUUGUGGGCGAAGUGCGCCUCUCCGACUUCAAGGACAUUCUCACACAGCACGGCUUCCGGACUGAAUUCGCGGCUGGUGUGUUGAUUUGCAACGGUGUGGUCAUGCUCAAGAAGGAAACGGAAGGGCUCAGCGGGAGGAGCAAGAUCAGCGUGAACGGUGCUCUGUGCGACGACUACUUUGCGGUGCGCGACCUGCUCUACUCCCAGUUCCACAUCCUCUGA
Messenger RNA from Acanthamoeba castellanii str. Neff, 2400 nucleotides. RefSeq names its product cleavage and polyadenylation specificity factor subunit 2, putative. The record is from RefSeq and is a predicted model, not a curated record. Gene Ontology annotation, molecular function: RNA binding. Bases 1 to 2400 code for a protein of 799 amino acids. The transcript is spliced from 20 exons. Gene Ontology annotation, cellular component: mRNA cleavage and polyadenylation specificity factor complex. Lineage: Eukaryota; Discosea; Longamoebia; Acanthamoebidae. Gene Ontology annotation, biological process: mRNA 3'-end processing by stem-loop binding and cleavage.